AUGUUCUCCGGGCGAUUUUUCGCUCUUUUUUUCGUUUUUUCUGUGGUGUCAGCAUUGGAUGCUGUGAUUGACUUGGGUUAUGCAAAGUAUCGUGGCCAGUCGCCUUCGAAUAGCACUGUUGAAUGGCUGGGGAUUCAAUUCGCUGCUCCUCCGGUGGGAGACUUGCGGUUUGCUGCACCUCAAGAUCCGGUGAAGAAGGAUGGAACCCAAUCUGCUAAUCAGCACGGCCCUAUUUGCAUCCCAACUGAAUCAUACCCCAUUCCUUCCGGCAGAUCGGAAGACUGUCUAUAUCUUGACGUCUAUGCUCCUGCCCAGACAGGAAAUGCUACCAAACUGCCGGUUUUCGUCUGGAUCCAGGGUGGUGGUUUCAACAGUCUUGCUGGCCCGAACUAUAAUGGGACCGGAUUGAUCAAAGCAGCGGACAAUGGCAUCGUGGUGGUCACUAUCAACUAUCGCGUUGGUCCAUAUGGGUUCUUAGCUGGGGAGGAAAUUAAGAAAGGAGGGAGUAUCAACAAUGGUUUAAAAGACCAAAUUAAGGCUCUGGAGUGGGUACAGAAGCAUAUCAGCAAGUUCGGAGGCGAUCCAAAACACGUCGUCCUAGGCGGUGCCAGUGCAGGAGCUGCAUCUAUCAAUCUGCUCCUCGGGGCGUACGGUGGAAGGAACGACGGUUUAUUCCACGGUGCUGCCAUGGACGCGUCAAGUUUCGCCAACAUGCGCAAUGUUGAACAAAGCCAAUUCAUCUACAACAACCUUGUCAUCCGAACCGGGUGCGCCAGCAAAAACGAUACUCUAGCAUGUCUACGCAACUUGGACAUCGCAGACCUCCAGCGCGAGAAUAUCAAUACUCCUCUCCCCAACGCCCAGAAUGCUCCGCUUUACGUGUACGGACCGACUAUCGACAACGACCUGAUCCCAGAUCUUACCUACCGUCUCUUCCACCAGGGCCACUUCAUCAAAGUCCCAGUGAUCUUCGGCGACGUCACAAAUGAAGGAACCCCAUUCGUACCCAAAGACACAUCCGACGUCGGUGACGCGGAUACCUUCAUCCAAAGCCAAUUCCCCCAAGUCAAACUCGAACACCUCGCCAAAAUCAACGAGCUAUAUCUCCAACCAAACCAAACACAAGACUUCCCAAACUCCGGCCCCUACUGGCGCCCAGCUAGCAACGCCUACGGCGACAUACGGUACACCUGUCCGGGGAUGGACAUGUCCACUGUCUUCGCCAAAGCCGGCGCCCCAAGCUGGUACUACAAGUACGACGUGCAAGAUCCAGAUACUGUCAAGUCCGGCGUGGGCGUUCCGCAUACAGCUGAUAUAAAUGCUGUCUUUGGUCCUGACUAUGUAUCGGGUGACCCCCCGGCUUCGUACCGGACUUCGAAUGCGCCGAUUGUCCCGGUUGUGCAGGGGUAUUGGACUAGCUUUAUUAGGAGCCUUGAUCCGAAUAAGCAUCGGCAUUCGGGGAGUCCUGAGUGGAAGGGCUGGGACAGCGGUAAGGGACAUCAACGGUUGUAUAUACGGACUGGUCAUACCAAGAUGGAGACUGUUUCGACAGGCCAGCGUGAAAAGUGUGAUUAUUUGGUGAGCAUUGGGGAGGCUUUGUGGCAGUGA
Molecule: messenger RNA, 1608 nt
Organism: Aspergillus glaucus CBS 516.65
Lineage: Eukaryota; Fungi; Ascomycota; Eurotiomycetes; Eurotiales; Aspergillaceae
Product: putative triacylglycerol lipase
Exons: 3
Coding region: 1-1608 (535 amino acids)
Source: RefSeq, a predicted model, not a curated record